AUGGAAAUUGUUACUUCAGAGUUAGGAAUUAGGUCUAGCAUUCUGAUUCAUUCAUUCAAGCAUCACAAGAUUUUGUACUUCUGUUACCCAUUCUUUUUACUGAAAAACAAGAAGAAAAUUAGGCAUUCAACUGUGUUUUUAUUUCAAGAGUUUGAUACUACACUUGCUAUGGUGCAAGUAAACCGUGGUUCACCAUAUUCUGCCUCAGAGCACGAACAAAGUACCGAUAAUCUCAAUCAAGAUCAGAAUGCAGAUAAAUAUGAGCUGGAAACAGAGAUAGGGCAAGAGCAAGAUACUGGGAUGCCCAAAGAAGAGUCUGAGAAUGAACAUUUGGUAGAUGAUCAAGAAACAAAUCAAGAAGAUGGUAAUGAUGAUGAUCAAGAAACAAAUCAAGAAGAUGGUUAUGAUCAUCGAGAAGAAGAGAAUAGUCAAGAAGGAUUUGAUGAAGAUCAUCAAGAAGAAGUGGAAGAAGAGAAGCCACCUGUCAGCAGCACUGCUAUACUACUAACAGAUGAAGAAGUAAAUCAAGAAAACAAUUCAGAGGCUGACUCAGUGGAAGAUGAAGGAGCAGAAGAUAGCCGGAAAAGGGGAAGAGAAUCCUGCACAGAGGAAAAUGAAGAACAACGCGCAAAGAAGAAAAAGAAGAAGAUGACGGGAAAGGACAAGAAGAAGAAGAUCAACAAAUAG
Messenger RNA from Olea europaea var. sylvestris, 687 nucleotides. Its product is annotated as nuclear polyadenylated RNA-binding protein 3-like. The record is from RefSeq and is a predicted model, not a curated record. Lineage: Eukaryota; Viridiplantae; Streptophyta; Magnoliopsida; Lamiales; Oleaceae. Bases 1 to 687 code for a protein of 228 amino acids. The transcript has 2 exons.